This is a messenger RNA of Westerdykella ornata, 4058 nucleotides long. RefSeq lists its product as uncharacterized. The record is from RefSeq and is a predicted model, not a curated record. The transcript is spliced from 2 exons. Gene Ontology annotation, molecular function: protein binding; oxidoreductase activity. Lineage: Eukaryota; Fungi; Ascomycota; Dothideomycetes; Pleosporales; Sporormiaceae. Bases 320 to 3745 code for a protein of 1141 amino acids.
UUGAGGUCUCUCGAAGGCUAUGGUGUGGUGUACAGUUGAUAGAUGUCAAGGAUUGCUCAGACCAGCCGCCUGUACGGAAACGGAAUGGUCCGUCGAGGAUCCCACCUUCUUCGAAUGUUCGCCCUGGAGAGGACCAAUUAUCCGACCAUCGCAGCAUCAACCAUCAGAUAUCAAAUCCUCCCAUGCGUCGAUUUCUGGUGCUGAUUUAUCCCCCCUUCGUUGAUUUCUGUCGACCCCGCCGAAUGGUCUAUCGUACUCCUUAGCGCUCUUUCGAGUCGCAUCAGGUGGUCAAUGCCAUCCUUCAACAGGACCAUCCAUCAUGUACUCAACCUUCGCUGCCACCGCCGACGCCGAUUCAUUCGAUGAUAAUACAUUUGGCUUUGGACAGGCGAAGGACGAUGUUCUAUCAAUCCCAAUGUCGCACGAGAGCGCACAUACACAUCUGAAAGUCCCAGCUCCCGAUAUGAUUCCGAUCACUGGGCUUAAUAGGAUGGUAUAUGGACCAUACAAUGAAUCAACCACAUCGUCGAGCCAGUACGGGUACACACGAGAUGGUUCCGAGGGGAAUGAUAGCCACCUAAGUGGCAGAGAAGAUCGUGAUGGGUCGAUAUCAAGUGGAUAUGUGAAUGGGCAGGACCGCAGUUAUGCGCCUUCUCCAUUGCAUAUUUCACACACCGCACAUCCGACCUUUCAAAUUCCAUCGAACCUUCCAGGAAACUCGUAUGGAGCGCACAUCUCAAAUGACAACCGUUCGCCUCUUCACCCUGCCAAGACAACUACCAUCUCACCUACUACAGUAUUACCAACCUCAAACAAAGAGCACGCAAUUCCACCGAACCCAGCAUCAGAAGUACAACCUUCCCUAAAGGAGAGCUCGAUGGUCUCUCCAACUGAUCAAGGGGCGCACUCCCACACACCCCCUACUGCCCGCCAAUCUACAAAGCCCGCCUCUAUGAGGAAAGCCCCCGAGUUCAGGGCGAAUUCAUCUAUUCCGGCAGAAAUGUCAUGGCCUGAAUUUGCGAGACAGGGUAUUUUGGGUGCGGAGAGCUCCCGUCUGAACCCUUUCGCACUUCAUCCCGAGGAGUACAAACUUCUCAGAAACCACGUCACUCAUGCACAAGUUACGAUCUAUUUGAACAUAAGGAACGCCAUACUUCGAUUAUGGACGCGAAAUCCUUUGGUAGCCGUUACCCCAGAAGAAGCGGCAGGGUGUGCAAGGGACAAGCGAUAUUUUGGCCUUGCCCUCGUGGCAUACAACUGGCUUCUCAGGAAUGGCUACAUAAAUUUUGGUUGCGUCGAAGUCCCGAAUACUGCAGGCCCAAACCCGCGUUCCAAAGCGAAAGCGGGCUCACAGAAGACGGUGCUGGUAAUCGGGGCUGGAAUGGCUGGUCUUGGAUGCGCGAGGCAUGUGGAGGGUCUAUUUUCACAGCUUGGCGACCGCUGGGCUGAUGAAGGGGAACUUCCGCCUAAAGUCAUCGUGUUGGAGGCUCGGCGCCGAAUCGGUGGUAGAGUGUACUCCCAUCCACUUCGAAAUCAACAAAAUUCUACCCUUCCACGAGGACAUCGAUGUACAGCCGAGAUGGGCGCCCAAAUCGUGACGGGUUUCGAGCGCGGGAACCCCAUGAAUGCGCUCAUCCGCGGACAACUAGGUAUUCCUUAUCAUGCUCUUCGCGACAACACCAUAUUGUAUGAUCAUGACGGCACAAUUGUGGAAAGGAGUCAAGAUCUGCUUGUGGAAAAGCUAUACAAUGAUGUGUUGGAACGUGUGAGCGUGUACAGGAAUAAGCCGGCCACUUUCCGAACCGUUGAAGGCGAUCGUAAUAUGAUAUUGUUCGGACGGGAGCCGAGCGAUACAGGGGGACCAACCGUUGCAGAGCUGGAACAGUCCAGUGCGCCGCUUCCGGCUCAUGCGAAUACAACGGCAUCAACAACUGAGGAGAAGCCGUCAUCAGGGGUGGAGAAGCUUGCAGGGCGCGCAUACCAGCUUACCGCAGGCUUUGAUGCCGAUAUACCUGCAGCGGAGGCUGUACGAAGGAUGGGCUGGACGCUCAAACCAGAAGCAUCAUCAUCACAAACACUAGAGCUGGAUACGAUAGCGAGAUCGGUAAAGCAUCCAACUCUUGGACCUACCAUGGAUGAGGGCAUUAGGCAGUAUCAAGACCUUAUCAACCUCUCCCCUAAAGACCUCCGCCUCCUUAACUGGCACCAUGCGAAUCUGGAGUACGCGAAUGCCGUCAGUGUGAACCAGCUAAGUCUUAGUGGCUGGGAUCAGGAUAUCGGUAACGAAUUUGAAGGCGAACAUACGCAGAUUAUUGGCGGUUACCAGCAAGUGCCUCGCGGACUAUGGCAUUGUCCGACCAAGCUGGAUGUACGAUUCAACUCAGCGGUGAAAUCUAUACAUUAUAAUAUGCGGGAGAGCGUCGUCGGCAAGGCAGUGAAAGUGGCAUGUCAUAAUGGCGAGGUAUUCGAGGCAGAUGAGGUGGUUUUGACGACACCCCUUGGUGUGCUCAAAUCGGGAGCUAUUUCAUUCAAUCCGCCAUUACCUAGCUGGAAAAACGAGGUCAUCGAGCGCAUGGGUUUUGGGCUGCUCAACAAGGUCAUAUUAGUCUACGAGGAAGCCUUCUGGGAGCCACAUCGAGACAUGUUCGGCCUGCUAAAUGAAGCUGAGCGUCAAGACAGUCUCGACACGAAGGAUUAUGCCUCGCGCAGAGGAAGAUUCUACCUCUUCUGGAACUGUAUCAAAACAAGCGGUCGGCCGACGCUCGUAGCCCUCAUGGCAGGCGAUGCAGCACACUAUGCUGAAGCGAGUACCGAUGAACACCUGGUUCAGGAGGUCACCUCUCGUUUGACCAAGAUGUUCUCACCCAAGCCCGUCCCGCUGCCCUCCGAGACCAUUGUUACUCGGUGGAGCAAAGAUCCCUAUGCCCGCGGCAGCUAUUCUUAUGUCGGACCAACUACACUGGCAGGCGACUACGAUGUCAUGGCUAAGCCCCAUGGACUUCUACACUUCGCAGGCGAGGCGACGUGCGGUACACACCCAGCAACUGUCCACGGCGCAUACCUCUCCGGCCUCCGCGCAGCAGCAGAAGUCGUCGAAAGUAUGAUCGGCCCCAUCGAAGUUCCCACCCCUCUAGUCGAAAAGGUCGAAAAGAAACCCAUCAAAACUGACCGUUCCUCCACCCCCAUCACCCUUGCCGCCAAACACAAGCUCGACUCCACGGACUCUACACCCCCUUCUUCUUCCCAAGAUGGCGGCCGCAAUGCCGCCCGCAAGCCCGGCCGGGACGAAGCGUACGAAGCCAGCAUCAUCGGGGCCAUCCUUAACGAGAUUGGCGAACGCCCCAUCAAGCCCGGUCGUAGCACCGGCGUGAACCCUUUCCUCCUCUUCACAAAGGAUAACUGGUACGCCUGUAAGGAAGAGUGCGACCAGAAGCGACAAGCCGCAACCGGCGACCCCAACGCCAAGGCCAGCAAGACCGAGAUUCGCAGCGCCAUAGGUCUGAAGUGGCGCACUGCGAGCGAGGAGGUGAAGAAGCCCUAUCUAGAGCAGACGAGUAUGGCCAAAGAAGAUGCAGCAGCCAUGGCGAAACAGUUCAAGGAGAGUGUGGAGCGGUGGGAUAGAGAGGCGGAGAGGAUCAGGAAGGAGUUUGUUGAGAAGAAUCCUCCGCCGGAUGGGGAUGUCGCGUUGUAUGAGGGGAGGACGGCGAUUGAGGUUGGGGGUGGGAAGAGGUUGAGGAGAGGUUAGGCGCUUCGGUAGCGGGCGGGGGACGGGUGAUGGGAUUGUUUUGGCGUUUUGGUUUUUGGGGUUGGUGGGAUCUUUUUUUGUUAUUUAUGUGUGCGAGUAUUGUGGUAUGGAGAUGAUGGAGUGUGGUUUUCGUUCUUUCUGCAUACCCUGGUGUUUUGGGGGUCGUACGCGUCUUUUGUCCUGGGCUUUCACUUAUUCGAAGCGUUGGUCAUGUAGGACUGUGAAGGGCGUACGGGAGAGAUAUGGACGAGCGUGAGAGCAAUGAAUGGAAGGGUGUUAUUCCGCUAGAUGUAAUCAAAAGUCGUCGUGGACC